Molecule: messenger RNA, 744 nt
Organism: Phoenix dactylifera (date palm)
Lineage: Eukaryota; Viridiplantae; Streptophyta; Magnoliopsida; Arecales; Arecaceae
Source: RefSeq, a predicted model, not a curated record
CUUCCCCUCCCCACGCUAUCCACGACGUAUCUCUCUCGAUUUUGAUCCCCAGAUUGGCGAUGAAGAGGUUGAUCAGACGGCUGUCGAGGGUGGCGGACUCGACGCAGUACAAGCCGCUGAGGGCGGGCAAGGAGGAAGGUGGAGGCGAAGGAGGCCGGCGGGGGAGGGUGCCGAAGGGGCACUUGCCGGUGUACGUGGGGGAGGAGAUGGAGCGGUUCGUGGUCCGGGCGGAGCUGCUGGGACGGCCGGCCUUCGUCGAGCUCCUCCGCCGGUCCGCCCAGGAGUACGGCUACGACCAGCGCGGCGUCCUCCGCAUCCCCUGCCCCGUUCCCCUCUUCCGCCAGGUCCUCUACUUUCUCACCUCCGGCGCCGGUGCCGCCGGCGAUCUCGCCGUCGAGGAGCUCUUCCGCUCGCUCCCGGACGGGAUCCCGUCCGUCCCCCCUUCGUGAGGAGAAGCGCCUGUUUCCCAUUUUGCCCUUCCUAGACCGGUGUACCGUGUACGUUUUAACUCUGUCUGAGGUAAAUGAGGUGGAGGGCGAUCUGGAGAUUUUAUUUUACUCUUUCUUUUUCUUUUUGGAAUAUUAUUAGGUAGGCAGGGGUGGAUUUGGCGGAAUGGAAGCUGGAUUAGGCCGUGGACUUAUUAGUGUAAAAAAAGAGAUUAAAUCGCCCUUUCUUUUAACUUUUAAUGUUAAGAUUUGCGCUGCUAAUGUCACAUUUUUCAUAUAUUUAGCAGAUUUUGGGUGG